AUGGCGAGGCAAGUGGAUGUGGACCUGCCGGAUAAUGGGCGCAUAACUGAUCAUCGGGUGAACAUGUUGUUGCCUGACGAGGUGUAUCUGAGUUUUCCCGAUACAGUGCUGGAGUAUCUCAACCAGCGAGCUGAGGAGGAAGCUGGUGUCGAGGGGCAUGAGGCUCGGGGCAUUCGGGGACCGGCGCAAAAUCCCCAGGGGAAUGCAGCUCCUGAGGUGCAACCUGAGUCUGGAGAGGGCGUGGUUGGGGUUGCCCAAGUUAUCGAGACGGGGACCCAUGGCCAGGAUGGCGAGGGGGAUGGAAUCCGAGUGUUGGACACAUGCGCCCGUACGGAUGGGGUCGGGUCGAAGAAAAGGACUGCCUCGCAGCUGUGUCUCGGGAGUCCCCCAGUCGGUGUCGCCAUCGAUACUCGUGGUAGCAAAAGGUCUCGAGGUUCUCGCGAUGAGGUUGCCGGGGGUCUCGCGCGCACCCUGGGCGAGAUUGGAAUUACUGAUGGCGCCAUUCUUCAUAUGGUUGCUGACCUACGGAACUGUCAUCUCGACCGCAGUCGCGUGAAUGCCGAAGAUCCGCGCUUGGGGUAUCGGGAGGCUCAGGAGAGGUUGAUGAGGGCUGUGAACAUGAAUUACCAUGCCUCUGGCGAGUUGGUAGCUCAUUUUGAUCGGGAGAUAGCCCGAUUGCAGAGGGAGCUGAAUGUCGAGAGGGAGCGGGCCCGUGAGCUGCAGAGUGUGUUAAACCAAGGCCUGGUGGAACGCGAGGAUAUGAGGCGAGCAAUUGAUGACGGGAUCAUGAGAAGGAUGGAGCUGGAGCGAUCACCCGCAGUGGAGGAGGCGCGCCGCCAAGAGGCCGAGGGUACCAUUGCCCAGUUGAGGGAGGCCAACCUGGAUCUGACCGGGAGGCUACAACGGGCGGAGGAUGGUCUGAAAGUUGUGGAUCAGGUGAGGGCUCGGGUUACCGAGGCUGAAGAGCACCUGCGAGAGUUGGAGAGGCAAGUCCGGGAUCGCGAUGCCGAGUUGGAACUUCGCGCGGCUACUCUAGAAAGUUUGGCUCCUUUUCCCAAUCGUGUGGUGGAGUUGGAAGGGCAGGUUGGUACUCUGCAAAUGGAGGUUGACCGCUUGCGAGACGUUGAGCUUGAAGUAGGCAAGAGGGAAGCAGAGAUGGAGCGGCUCAGGAAGGAGUUAGCCGAGCAACAGGCUCGAGCCAGUGACUUUGCCGAGGAGUUCAUUCGCUUGCGUGCUGCUGCCGAGACACAUCGGGACAAGCUUCACAAGGCUAGGCGGGAUGGUGCGGACAAGGCGGUGGAUCUCUAUCUCCGGUCAGACCACUUUCAGGAGAAGUUGAACAAAGCCUUCUCAGAUGGGGCCCUGCACUCGAUCUGA
Rosa rugosa (rugosa rose) is the source of this 1377-nucleotide messenger RNA. RefSeq lists its product as uncharacterized. NCBI's taxonomy places the organism in Eukaryota, Viridiplantae, Streptophyta, Magnoliopsida, Rosales, Rosaceae. The record is from RefSeq and is a predicted model, not a curated record. The transcript has 3 exons. Bases 1 to 1377 code for a protein of 458 amino acids.